AUGUCUGCAGUUGAGAAAGACGGUUUGUCGAUCACCCAUACCUGUGAAAGGACGGAUGCUCCGGACCUACGCUUGAUCCAUUACAAUGACGUCUACCACGUAGAGGCAGGAUCUGCCGAGCCAGUGGGCGGUGUUUCUCGAUUCCAAUCUGUGGUCAACUACUACCGAUCAGAUCCCCGGUUUGCCUCACUACCAAACCUUCUCACGUUCUUCUCUGGAGAUGCCUUUAAUCCUAGCCUCGAGAGCUCGGUGACGAAGGGCCGACACAUGGUACCGUUUCUGAACAAAAUCGGCACCGACGUAGCAUGUCUUGGGAAUCAUGAUCUCGACUUCGGUGUCGCACAGCUGCGCCACUUGCGCAGCCAGUGUCGGUUUCCUUGGCUGUUGGCAAAUGUCCUGGAUCCCGCUUUGGGCGAGGAUGUUCCCAUCGCUAACUGUGAGAGAACGUGGAUAUUAACAUCGUCGAAUGGGAUUAAAGUAGGAGUGAUUGGGCUAGGAGAGCGAGAAUGGCUCGGAACGAUCAACUCCCUUCCUCCCGACUUGAUUUAUAAAUCUGCUUCCAAAACGGCUAUAGAACUGGUGCCACGUCUCCGGGAACAGGGCGCCGAUAUUAUUGUCGCUGUCACUCACCAACGCGAGCCCAACGAUUACAAACUGGCGGAGAAUGUCCCGACGGGUAUGAUAGACAUAAUCUUGGGAGGUCACGACCAUUUUUACGGCCAUGCUAUGGUAAAUGGUAUUCAUGUUCUGCGGUCAGGAACCGACUUCAAACAAUUAAGUUACAUAGAAGCCUGGCGCAAAGAAAACGGACCCGGAUGGGAUUUCAACAUCGUUCGCCGGGAUAUGUACCAGUCCAUCUCCGAAGACCCCGCUACCGUGGCUCUCGUGGGGAAAUUGACAUCUAGCCUUAAAUCGAAACUGGAGAAACCUGUUGGAUAUACCACCCGCUCGCUUGAUGGGCGAUUCUCUACAGUGCGGCAAAGAGAGUCUAAUCUGGGGAAUUUCGUCUGUGACCUUAUGAGAUUCUACUACGGUGCCGACUGUUCUUUAAUGGCUGGUGGCACGAUCCGAGGCGACCAGAUCUACCCCCCCGGUAUCCUGCGUCUUAAGGACAUCCUGAAUUGCUUCCCCUUCGAAGACCCGGUGGUAUUGCUGCGCGUUCCAGGAAGCGCGCUUGUCGAUGCUUUAGAAAACGGAGUGAGUCUCCUACCGGCACUAGAAGGCCGUUUCACCCAAGUCUCAAAUAUCUCGUUCAGCUUUAACCCGUCUGCUCCCCCGGGCUCACGCAUUAAUUGGGCCAAGGUAGGCGGGCGGCCGAUUGAGUACGAUCGGAGCUACCUCCUCGCCACACGAGGAUACAUGGGCCGUGGAAAAGACGGGUUUGCAUCACUCCUUGUCCGGUCUUCCGGCGGUGAAAUCGAAGAAGUCGUGGACGAAGAAAGCGGCGUACUGCUCAGCACCAUCCUGCGACAAUACUUCCUUAGUUUGAGGGUGAUGGGCAAGUGGCAACGCUUUAGUAAAAGUAUGACGCGACACUGGACCAAUGUGCACAAGAAUCUUCACGCCGAUGGUUGGCUGAAACCAGCCUCUUCCACAACCUCGCCGGUCUCAGAGAAGAUACCCUAUCGACCACAACGACCGACGCUGAAGCGUGCCAAACGGUACCAUUACGGACGAUUCGCCGAAACGGACAGCGGAGUGGACAGUGGGACAGAGAAUAAAAUCCAUGACGACGAGGCUAUGGACUCCGACUCCGAUUCGGAUCCGGAGAUCUUGACCUCCCUGCACCCUACUACCAACUAUGUGACUCUGCCUGCGCGGUCGACAGUCGAGGAGGAGCAUCGUCUUCGGCUUGCACGAUGGGCCACUCGUAAAUGGAUGCACAAGGCCGGUCUAGAACCGUCUACUGUUGAAGAUACUAACGAGUGCCCGGGUGUCACGCCGACUUGGACACCGGGUAUUUCGCCACGACUAGAAGGACGAAUUGUGAUAGAGGGGUCAACAUAG
Aspergillus tanneri is the source of this 2007-nucleotide messenger RNA. RefSeq names its product putative 5'-nucleotidase. Gene Ontology annotation, molecular function: hydrolase activity. The transcript has 4 exons. Lineage: Eukaryota; Fungi; Ascomycota; Eurotiomycetes; Eurotiales; Aspergillaceae. Gene Ontology annotation, biological process: nucleotide catabolic process. The record is from RefSeq and is a predicted model, not a curated record. The coding region runs from base 1 to 2007 and encodes 668 amino acids.